Molecule: messenger RNA, 933 nt
Organism: Diceros bicornis minor
Lineage: Eukaryota; Metazoa; Chordata; Mammalia; Perissodactyla; Rhinocerotidae
Product: olfactory receptor 2A14-like
Exons: 1
Coding region: 1-933 (310 amino acids)
Biological process (GO): G protein-coupled receptor signaling pathway
Cellular component (GO): membrane
Molecular function (GO): G protein-coupled receptor activity; olfactory receptor activity
Source: RefSeq, a predicted model, not a curated record
AUGGCAGGCAACCACACAUGGAUCACAGAAGUCACCCUGCUGGGAUUCCAAGUGGACCCAGCACUGGAGUUGGUCCUCUUUGGACUUUUCUCUCUCUUCUAUACCCUCACCCUUCUGGGGAACGGGGUCUUCCUGGGGCUUAUCUGCUUAGACUCUAGUCUUCACACCCCCAUGUACUUCUUCCUUUCCCACCUGGCCAUCAUUGACACGUCCUAUGCUUCCAGUAAUGUCCCCAAGAUGCUGGCAAACCUUGUGAGCCAGAAGAGAACCAUCUCCUUUGUUCCUUGCAUUAUGCAGACGUUUUUGUAUCUGGCUUUUGCUCACACAGAGUGCCUGAUUUUAGUGGUGAUGUCCUAUGAUCGAUUCAUGGCGAUCUGCCACCCCCUACAUUACACUGUCAUCAUGAGCUGGAAACUGUGCACAUUCCUGGUCAUCACUUCAUGGGCAUUUAGCUUCAUCUUGGCUCUGGUCCAUUUAGUUCUCAUCCUGAGGCUGCCCUUCUAUGGACCUCAUGAAAUCCGCCACUUCUUCUGUGAAAUCCUGUCUGUCCUCAAGCUGGCCUGUGCUGACACUAGGCUCAACCAGCUUGUCAUCUUUGCAUCCUGUGUUUUUAUUUUAGUUGGGCCCCUCUGCUUGGUGGUGGUGUCCUACUCGCGCAUCCUGUUUGCCAUCCUCAGGAUCCAGUCUGGGGAGGGCCGCAGAAAGGCCUUCUCCACCUGCUCCUCCCACCUCUGCGUGGUCGGGCUCUUCUUUGGCAGCGCCAUUGUCAUGUACAUGGCCCCCAGAUCCCGCCAUCCUGAGGAGCAGCAGAAGAUCCUUUCCCUGUUUUACAGUCUUUUCAAUCCUAUGCUGAACCCGCUGAUCUACAGCCUGAGGAACGCAGAGGUCAAGGGGGCCCUGAGGAGAGCACUGUGCAAGGAGAGGCCACUGUGA